Molecule: messenger RNA, 1126 nt
Organism: Cadophora gregata
Lineage: Eukaryota; Fungi; Ascomycota; Leotiomycetes; Helotiales; Ploettnerulaceae
Exons: 1
Coding region: 22-693 (223 amino acids)
Biological process (GO): dGTP catabolic process
Cellular component (GO): cytosol
Molecular function (GO): 8-oxo-7,8-dihydrodeoxyguanosine triphosphate pyrophosphatase activity
Source: RefSeq, a predicted model, not a curated record
CUCAGCAAGACAACACAAAAAAUGACGACUCGUCUUUGCAACACACAGCUCCAUUGGCAUCAUCUACAUCCUCAUACCCGAGACGAAAAGCUUCUCACACGUACUUAUAUGUGCCCAGUCUUGUAUCAUGUGACUGACCAAAUUUUCGCAGUCUGUCACGUUAAUUCCCACUCUUCCAAUGUUAAUGACUUGCAGGUAGUCAACAUGUCAGCUCCACCUCAAGUCCGAGUUGGCGUUGGUGUCUUCAUCCUCGAAUCUUCCUCGGAGUCACCCUCAAAUCCUUCAUUCCUAAUAGGAAAGCGGAUUGGCUCUCACGGUGCAGGAACCUACGCUCUCCCUGGCGGUCAUCUCGAGUUUGGCGAGACCCCUGAAGAAUGCGCCGCUCGUGAAGUUCUGGAGGAGACUGGCCUGAAGAUUUCCAACAUCAAGUUCUCAACAGCGACAAAUGAUGUGAUGGAGAAGGAUGAGAAGCACUAUAUCACGCUGUUCGUUGUUGGCGUUCGAGACGAUGUGAGCCAGGUACCGGAGGUGUUGGAGAAAGAGAAGUGCGAGGGAUGGGAGUGGCUUAGGUGGGAAGAACUGGUGGCGCUGGUCGAGAGGGAUGGGAAGGGAGAUGAGAUGGAGAGGAGGUUGUUCAUUCCGCUCUUGAAUAUGGUGAGGCAGAGACCCGGUGUGGUGCCAGCAUUGAAGUAACUUGUGGAGGUCUCUGCUUAAGUAUGUAAUCGGAUCAGGACGGGUGGGUUUUGACAAAGCAAAAUUUUGAUUAUGUCUGUAUGUUCUUUCAGCCCAAGGUAUUGAGGUUCUAAUCAGGUCUGAUAAAUACUCCUGCGUCAGCACUGAACUCAAGAAGGCAGAAUGAGAAAUUAAGCAGUCCCAUAAAAUCUUGUAUUGUGGCGGACCACGACCCGAACACCCACAUAACAGGAGAGGUAGCAAUUCAAGGCACAAGGAGUACUUUGAUACAAAGAAGCGGAUUAAGCAAAUCUUAAGAUAUCACAUAUCUAAAGUGCGGGAUUUGUCAAAUAGGGGACAGGGAAGAGAAUGGAUUAGGUAGAAGCUCUUUAAAGAGCGUAGUUAUCGUGAUAAUCUCUAGUGGUGUUGUUGAUGAUAGUGUUAUAAAGGAGUG